AUGAACGGGCAUCAUGGCUAUGCAGAGGGGGACCAGGAGAGGGAGUAUAGGGAGAUGGUAGAGAUCGACGUGCAGCGUCAACACCAACAGCAGCAUGAGCAGAGGCAGUAUCAGCAGCAGGAGUAUUUCCAAGGGCAAGACCUCCACUCUCCAUACGGUCCCCCAGAGCAGCAAUUCACGCCGUAUUCGCCCUAUCAGUCUUCAACAGAAGAGUUUCAGGGCCAGGGCCGCUCUGUCACUGAGCAGGGACGACCCAUUAGGCCUUCACCAGCGCACCUUGACGACUACAGUCCAGCGCCUGAAUGGCCUCCGCACAUUUCCAAUAGCCCUGGGCAGUACUUCAACGACACACCGGGUGGUUCACGCUCUGCAUCGCCGACACUGCGAAGCGGCCGAGAAACACCAGCUUCUCGUCUGCAUCACCACCCGGGCAAUUCGUCCGUCGACUGGAGACCAUCCAGCCUAAUGGUCAGCUCCCGCACCCUCGUCAACAAAUCGUCCAGCGUCACUGACUCCGUCAAACAGAACCAGAGCCACCUGAGUCUCGCUGCGCUUCUGCCCGGCGGGAAUUCGCCUCACAGCAGCAGCGCAAACACACUAUAUAAUAAGGAUUAUAUCGUUGACAGCAGCACUAUUCAGCAUGUCCAUAAGCGCGACGACGCUGAGAUCUGGGGAGGUUGGAAGCAAUGGGUGUUUAGGCUCGUUCCCUUUCUCACGUUUGCGAAUACUGGUCUCUACAUGGCGUAUCUUGCGCUGCGAAUUGCUUGUGUUAUUUGGGCGCAGAAUGCGGCGGAUACGACGUAUGCUGGUGCGUGGAUCUUCAUCGGUGUUGAGAUUGCAACAGCGAUUCCGUCAUUGAUGCAUAAUACGUGGACAAUGUGGUCGAUGAAGAAGCGAAAUCGCCCGAAGCUGAGGUUGACAGGCAACGAUGUGCCUACUGUCGAUGCCUUCAUUACUUGCUGUGGUGAAGACGAUGAUCUGGUGAUGGACACGGUGCGAGCUGCGUGUGAUCUGGAUUACCCCCAGGAUCGAUACAGAGUCAUUCUACUCGAUGAUGGUAAAUCUGCCGGUCUGCAGGAAGCGUGUGCGAAGCUGUCCAUGAUAUACCCCAACCUGUACUACAUGGCUCGAGUCAAGAUUCCUGGCCAACCUCAUCACUUCAAGGCAGGUAACCUGAACUAUGGUCUUGACGAGGUACACAAGCUGCCUGGAGGUGCCGGCCAGUUCAUGGCAGCUCUGGAUGCUGAUAUGAUUCCCGAGCGUGACUGGCUCCGUGCUAUUCUUCCCCACAUGCUCAUCGACCCCAAGAUGGCUCUCGCAUGCCCUCCCCAGCUCUUCUACAACACCCCUCCCUCGGAUCCUCUCGCUCAAAGUCUCGAUUUCUUCGUCCACGUUAUUGAGCCCAUCAAGGACGCUCUAGGUGUCGCUUGGUGCACUGGUUCAGGCUACGUCGCUCGACGUGAGGCUCUCGACGAGAUUGGUAACUUCCCUCUUGGAUCUCUGGCUGAGGAUGUCGCUACAUCGACUAUGAUGCUUGGUAAGGGAUGGAAGACGGCUUUCAUUCACGAACCUCUGCAGUUUGGUACCGUUCCUGAAGACUAUGGCGGCCAUCUGAAGCAGCGAACGCGUUGGGCCAUUGGAACAGUCGAUACUUCCUUCAAGCUGAACUUUUGUCUUUGGGGCGACAAGGUUCGCCAAAUGACCACCGCUCAGCGAUUCUCAGGAUUCUUGUACGCCUCGCUGAGCUUGUACACAAUUCUGCUCACCAUUUCGCUUUUCGCCAUUCCGAUUAUCCUGAUCAUGCAGAAGCCUCUUGUGGCCUAUGCUACCGAUGAGCAGCUCCGAUGGUUGAUCCGUGCGUGCUUCGCAUCCGUAAUCUCUAACCGUCUCUGCGAGUUUGCUCUCUUCAUUCCCGCAGGUUACCACACCGGUCAGCGAGGUUCGCGAUACCAGCUCUGGAUGUCUCCUUACAUCGCACUCUGCCUCAUCCGAUCAUUCAUCCUGCCAACAUGGCUCGGCGGUCAAACGCAAGCCUUCAAGCCAACAGGUUCGCUCGGCUCAGCUCUUAACGAGCGCGACGCCAAACUCCGAAAGAACAUGUUCCGACGACUCUGGGGCAUUCUCAUCAACUACAUGGCUCUUUUCCACUUCGCUUUUGUGUACCUGACCCUCGUCGCUGUGGUCCUCACAUCGUUCCGAUCAUUCGUCACGACUCACACCGUUCGCGACACACUCACCGCCCUUCUCACCCACGCAUUCUGGCCACCUCUCACUUUCCUCUUCAUCUGCAGUUCGCUCUGGACACCGAUCUCGUACGCGAUUGACCCGCCGGCCAUGCCCGACCGCGAGGACCUGCUGAACCGAGAUCCAAAGACGCAGGUGGCGCACCCCACGACCCAGAGCAAGAAGAUUGCUUUUGGCGGUCAAGCUGCGUGGUUCGAGUUGGAAUACACGACUACUACUAUUUAUACAUGCCUGGUCUUUGUGUGCUCAUUCAUUUUCUAG
Messenger RNA from Fusarium musae, 2505 nucleotides. RefSeq lists its product as uncharacterized. Bases 1 to 2505 code for a protein of 834 amino acids. The record is from RefSeq and is a predicted model, not a curated record. The transcript has 2 exons. Lineage: Eukaryota; Fungi; Ascomycota; Sordariomycetes; Hypocreales; Nectriaceae.